UGCAUGGAAAUUUUCGCGACUAUAAUUUCAUUGGAAAAAGCAGUAGACGUUCGAGUCCAGAGCUUCGUUGUAGUCGACAACUUGUUUGCUAGUGUGCAAAAAGUAAAAGGAUGCUUCUCUCCGCUCGUUCCGCUUUGUCUGCCCGUCAGUCCGAUCUGAAGAUAGGAAAACCGGUCAAGGCGAGGACUCAUCAUCGACAGCAGCAACAUCAUGUCACGACUACUGCUACUACUACUACUUCCAGAGAGGCGAGGGACGAGAGGCUUUGCUCCGAGCAGAGGCUUUCUGCUGGGGAACAGUGUCGGCCACAGUGUGGCACUCAAGAACAAUCUCGGCCACUGUGCAUCCGACCCUUACAGAUCGGCGGUUGGCGUGAUGCUCUGCUCGAUGGCGCGGAUGCUCCGAGUCUUGUACUGUUGGGUUCGCGUCCGUGGUUGGAGCGCAGUGUAGAUUUCCUACUGCUGCAUCUGGCAACCAUCUUCGAGGUGCGGGAGUCGGGCGUGUACUUGCUAGUAGACGGAGAGCUUUCCUCCGAUUUGCAGACGAUGCGAGAGAAACUUCUGCCACCGGAACUAGGGUUAAGACCCUUUUUGGAAGUUCGUUCAACCAACUGGAGGAUGUAGAUCUUCAUACUGGAGAUCUUCGUUUCUAAAAUUCUUCCAACUGGAGGAUGUAGAUCUUCAUACUGGGAUAUUUAUGUUUUACAGUAAGUACUUAAAUCAUGUCAAGUUCUAACGGGAGAAGACGGACGUGGAAAGAUGACGAAAAGCCGCUGCUGGAGGAGGCAGGUAUCGAUGUUGUAUGAUACGUUCUUCUCAGAAGGUACAAAGAGGCUGAAGGACCUCAUUACUACUUGACCAUGUAGUGCCCGAGGUAACAUGACAUGACAUGACUACAAUCCUCACACUCCUGAAUAUCGGUGGUCCUGCUCCUGUUUUGCCCUGUCAUCCUUCGCUUUAUCUGUUGAACGCCAUGCAUGCAUGCAAAGUACUGCAAGGAACCAACUGGACUUACACGUACACGUAUCGUUGGAGAACAUUUUAGCCAUAGCUUUGUCUUUGUGUCUGUGAAAUGUUUGCUUUCUCUGCGCCCACCGCUGCUGGUGCGUCGAACUAAUCGAAAAAUUUGCAAUUGGAAUUGUAAUCUUCGUGAAGAGAUCUCUUUCUCCAAGGUCCGUCCGAAUUGCGGUAUUCGAGACGGCGGCGUCAGCGUUUACUGCAUCCUUUGGCAGGGAUUUGAGACUCCAGUACUGCCCACGGCUAUCAUUGCUGGACGUUUUAGUCUGUAUGGUGAGUCGUCGCAUCCUGCGCUUGACCGCGUACGAAGUCGGGAGUCCGCAGGAGCGAAGAAGAGGAACGUCGUCAGCAAAGAGGAGGAACGACGUUUCAUCACACAACUCGAGGAGCUCUUGAGGCAGGACGUGGGGGAAGAACAAGAUGUUGUUUCGCAGGAUGGCGAGCGGGCGUCAAGCAGUUCCUUUGCCGGAUCUUCUAUUAAGGCAGUUGAAAUACAACCAGGAAGCAUUUAUUUAUAUUUUGGAUGACAAAUUUAAUGGUGUAGUUUUACUUUUACUAUUAAUGAAGAGAUUCGGUACUGCUACUGGCAGUAUGACGACCAAGAUGGGAUUAGGAUUGGCGGAUGCUCUAAAAACUGUACUGCACUAACGUCAACGUCGGGCACCAUUCCCGGAAAACCGAAUCGAAAGCAGACCACACGAAAAUCAAUUAUGAGGAGACGAAGUAAUAGCGUAGUUUACUAGUGGAUGUUGCACUUUUUCUUAAAAGUCAGUGAGGCGAUUUUUUCUCCAAGUCGACGAAAGACAUGAUAGCAAGAGCGUCGAGGCGUAGUGGGUUAUUCGUCUGAAUAGAUAAAUCUUCGGACGAGAAUCCUUGUCGUACGUCUAAUAGGACUGACCCUACUACCGCCCGAGGAACGCCACCCUGGCGUAAUUACGGAAAUGCGGAGGUUUCGUCCAAUAGCAGAGAAGCGGUUUUGCGGGAGUUGAGGAGCCGAGGGGAGCGGGUCGCGAUGUUGCGUCGCAGUGUGGCGGAGCUGGAGUCGAAAGUAGAAGCCUACAGACUUCGGCCAACAAAAGUCCAUAGGCUAGAACUGCUGAAAAAACACGGAUAUCCUCGUUUAUCUGCUGGCCCAACCUCAUCGUCUUUAUCUCGACAAGCAGAACAGCCUGUGUUAGCACGUAGCACAAGCGGGCGUGAGCUUCCAGACCGGGGACAACAUCAUGUGAAUAUGAAAGGAGGAAAAAUUGUAGGGGAUGAAGAAGGAGAAGAAGAAGAAUCUCAACAGGUACUACAUCAACGAAUACCUCAACAAGCACCACAACAGAAUGUCCAAGUUUUGCCAUCCUCUUCCAAGAACAGUGUAGCAGCAUCCGAAGUGGCCAAGGCGAUGAGUACAGUCCAGUCGGAGAGCAAUUUUUCAGAGAACGGGUCAUCUAUUAAGAAUUACUUAAUACUGUGAUUGCUCACCUUGAAGAGCUUCGUGUUCUUCUGUGGUGACCUUUUCAUCAAGGGAAAGAAAACGUGUCAAAGAUGAGUUUCGAUUCGAAUUGCCGUGAGCUCUAACUCUAGUGCACGAUCCACCUACUCGAAGCAGGAAGCCGAGCGUCUCUUCUGGAACGACUGGGGAGAUAAUUCUGACCUGCCUCCCGAUUUACCUCACGUCGAGCAAGGGAGAAACUCCGUCGGAGGUAGUUCGCCGAACGGGCAUCUUCGUGAGAACCAGUAUUGUCCAGACUACAGGGAGUACGAGCAGCGGACACAACGAUCGAACGGGAACAAGGAUACGACUACGACCUCCGCUGUGCUGCUCUCCUCGAACGUCACGAAUGUUGCGACACCACAAGAAGUAGCAGUGAAGACUAUGGGUGGUGAGUCUGAGUACGUCGGUCCCCCUGACAGCGGCGCUGUAUGCACUAAUGAAAUGGACAGCAUGCUGCAAGAAAGUCCGCCAAUGGACGUGAUAUCGGCGAACAGUCAACAUGCAGCAAUACGUCGUGAAGAGACUGAGACUGUUGUAGGCGAGCAUACUGGUGGUCGUGAAGGGAAGCAGGACGAGCAACUCCAGCAUGGGCUGGAUGAGAACGAUGAGCCACUGAGUCGCGAAGAGGUCCACUUUUCAACAUACCAGGAGCAUCAAGAAGAUGAGCGCAGUAUUAGGGAGGUUCAACCACAGCAAGAUGAGGAGGACUUUUACGCCGAUCAAAGGGACCAUGAUCCUGACGACGAUAACGAAGGGUCUAUCGCUUACUACCGUGAGCAGAUGGAGUUAGUGUGUGAUGAAAAUGAUGAAGAAGACCCUGGGGAGUACUUCGUCGACGAACAGGGUAAUGCGUGCUUCGUUGACGAGCAAGGUAGGGAGUACUUCGUCGAUGAACAAGGUGCUCGAGUGUAUUUCGUGGACGAGGACGGGCGACAAGAAUACUUUGUUGAGGACGCAGAGGAGCUGGAGCGAGAGGAGGAAGAAGCACGACUAGAACCAGCGGGUGGCCCAGAAAUGAGACAUGAUUUUCGUGAGGUUAUGGCUUCCAGUGAUGGGCCGUCUGAACCUGAUGAACACGUCAUCCGCGAUUCAGAUGUUGAACUUCUAGAUACGUGAAAACCCUCGAAUCAAUCUGCGGCUGUACAGCGUGUUUUUGAAGAUGUUGUAAAAUACUGUUUCAUGAACAUCAUGCGGACUUGUUGAGAGGCUUAACAUAGUUCAAACUGUCAAGUUUGCUGUCAGCUGACGGGCAUUUCCUCUUCACCAGAGGAGAAGAGCAGGCAC
This is a messenger RNA of Amoebophrya sp. A25, 3783 nucleotides long. The record is from the annotation of a GenBank genome assembly. NCBI's taxonomy places the organism in Eukaryota, Dinophyceae, Syndiniales, Amoebophryaceae.